Messenger RNA from Erigeron canadensis, 480 nucleotides. RefSeq names its product protein ENHANCED DISEASE RESISTANCE 2-like. Bases 1 to 480 code for a protein of 159 amino acids. NCBI's taxonomy places the organism in Eukaryota, Viridiplantae, Streptophyta, Magnoliopsida, Asterales, Asteraceae. The record is from RefSeq and is a predicted model, not a curated record. The transcript is spliced from 5 exons.
AUGACCCGACUUUUCCAAAUGAUCCAACUGGUUAAAGGAAAAGGCACAUUGAUGCACCUUGUUGCAGCAAACAUGUUGCGGUCAACCAACAAACAAGACGAUUUUGCUGGUCGAUCUGGUAGCAUUUGUCAGAAAUUUUCAGUUGUGGACCUCCCAGAUUUUUUCUUCAUAGUAAAUAUGCAGAUCCCGGGUCCAACGACAACUUUUCAUAUUGCUUUUUACUAUGCAACCACUACUCCCAUCAAAGAUGUGCCCUUGCUACAAAACUUUGUAGAAGGAGAUGAUGCAUAUAGGAACGCAAGAUUUAAGCUCAUACCUCGUGUGUCUAAGGGACCAUGGAUUAUAAAGCAAAGUGUUGGAAAUAGACCCUGCCUGCUUGGGCAAAUUCUCAAGAUUCAAUAUGUUCGGGGAAAAAACUACCUAGAGGUAGAAACUGUAACACAAUACUCACUUUCUACCUUUAUAUGCAACAUACCAUAA